Molecule: messenger RNA, 1959 nt
Organism: Lathyrus sativus (Indian pea)
Lineage: Eukaryota; Viridiplantae; Streptophyta; Magnoliopsida; Fabales; Fabaceae
Source: the annotation of a GenBank genome assembly
AUGCCUGCUACUCGUCCUUCAUCCGAUCAAAUCCUCCACCGUCUCUCCUCCUCCGAAUAUGAAAUCAAGCUCAAAGCUAUCAGAGAAGUUAAGAAUCAGAUUAUUGGUAACCGUACCAAAAAACUCUCGUUCAUCAAGCUCGGAGUCGUUCCCUCCGUCGCCCUUGCUCUCGCUGAAGCAAACGCUGAUUCCGAUUCCGGUGCCAAUCUUAUAGUUCAAUCGGCCGCUGUUCUCGGUAGCUUUGCUUGUGGCGUCGAUGAAGGUGUUCACGCCGUCCUGGACGCCGGAGCUUUUCCUCAUUUAAUUCGGCUCCUCUCUGUCGCCGAUGAGAAGGUAGUGGAUGCUGCUGCGCGCUCUUUACGAAUGAUCUAUCAGUCAAAACUGGCUCCGAAAUUUGAUUUUCACAAGGAAGAAAACAUGGAUUUUCUUCUUUCACUAUUGAGAAGUGAGAAUGAAAAUCUUACUGGACUUGGUGCAGGCAUUGUUAUUCAUUCUUGUCAGACAAGGGAUGAACAAAAUAUAUUAUCUGAUGCUGGCUCUUUAGAGAAACUUAUUAGUGGUCUUGAUGGUUCAAUAAACCAGCGAGAUGCUAGUUUAGAGUCCAUAGCUACAAUUCUUAAAAAGAAUCCAGCAGCUGUCGCCAAGUUUGCGGAACUUCAAAAUGGAAGUGCGCUGCGUUCUGUAAUUGAAUUAACCAAGGACCGACACUCUCGGACAAGGUUGCUGGCCUGCUUGUGCCUAAUCUGUAUAAAGAAUUCUUCAUCGCGCUAUCUGCAAGACAUAGCAAUCAAAACCAAAUUGAUAUAUAUUUUGCUUGAGCUCCUUGAUGAUUCUGGUCAAGUUGGAGAAGAGGCUUCCUUUGCUUUUUCGAGUUUAGUUGCUGGAAAGGAAGAUUUGCAGAAGUUAGCAUUUGAGGCAAAUGCUAUAGACAAAUUCUACAAUCACUUGCAAAAUUGUGAUUUACAUCCCAAACGUCUUGAAGGGAUAUUUCUAGCACUGGCCGAUCUUUGCUCAAAACUUGAAUGCUGCAGGGCGAGGUUUAUGUCAUUGCAGGUCUUAAAUCUAUUAAUUAAUGCCUUAACCCAUGAUGAAGCCAAUGUGCGGACUGCAGCUUGCAUUUGCUUAAAAACUGUCUCACGCUCAAUCAAGAAUUUGAGUGCAGGUUAUUUCAUGAAUGAAAGGAUUGUCCUUCCAUUAGUCCGACUUCUCUCAGAUCUUUGCACUUCUGUCCAAGUUGCAGCCCUUGGUGCUAUUAGCAACAUAGUAGUGGACUUUACACCAAAUAAGUCAACAUUCAUACAAUGCGGUGGCAUUAAAGAGCUUGUCCAUUUGACGAAGUCUAUGGAUUCGUCUUUAAGGUUGAAUGCUGUGUGGUCCUUGCGGAACAUGGUAUUUCUCGCUGAUAAGAUGUGCAAGGAAGCAAUUUUUAUGGAGUUGACUGCUUCUUCAGUAGCUAGCCUUAUCUGUGAUCCAGAGCCUUGUGUUCAACACCAAGCUUUGGCCCUUGUUCGCAAUUUUGUUGAUGGAUGUAUGGAUUGUGUUGAAUUUGCUUUUGCUGAAAAUGGUAUCAUACUGGAUGCUGUUGAAAGGCAAUUGAAAAAAUCCUCAAGAGUUGAAAUCAUUAUACAGGGGAUGUACGCAGUCAGCAAUAUUGCAAGUGGAAACGAGUUUCAUAAACAAGCCAUAAUGCGGCUUCUCUUUCCAGAAGGAGAAAGUGGAUCUCACUCUUUCUUGAGUCAGUAUUUGCACAAUAAUGACAGCCGUCUACGCACAUCUGCUGCUUGGAUUAUAGUAAAUCUCACUGCUCCUGCAAGUCCCGGUGCAAUUGGUCGGAUUGCAAAACUGCGCAGUUUUGGCAUUGUUUCUCAAAUCAAGAGGAUGGCCAGUGACCCUUGCAUGGAUGUUAAGCUUCGAGCGCGAACUGCACUUGGGCAGAUUAUAUCUUUUGGUGAUAGUUAA